This is a messenger RNA of Tribolium castaneum (red flour beetle), 3664 nucleotides long. Its product is annotated as breast cancer type 2 susceptibility protein homolog. Gene Ontology annotation, biological process: regulation of DNA-templated transcription; double-strand break repair via homologous recombination. The transcript is spliced from 9 exons. The record is from RefSeq and is a predicted model, not a curated record. Gene Ontology annotation, cellular component: nucleus. Bases 324 to 3572 code for a protein of 1082 amino acids. NCBI's taxonomy places the organism in Eukaryota, Metazoa, Arthropoda, Insecta, Coleoptera, Tenebrionidae.
UUUUUACAAUUUUUACUUAAAUCACCUUUGGUUGCUUUAAUAAUUGGUUUUCCAAUUAUAUAGUACUUUCGUUUGGAAUUUCUUUUUUAUUUGAAAAAUCUUUUUUCAAAAACGGUUGUGCCAACGUUUGGCUGAAAGUCCCUAACGUUUGAAAUUGUUGAUGUGUAAUGGCGGUGUUUACUGUUUGUAAAAAAUAAAAAUGUGAGUGUUUUUUUCUACGAUUUGUGCUUGAAUAAGUUUUGGUUGCUUUAAUAGUUGGUGUUUGUUGAAAACGUUAGUGAAUUUUGGGCAAGUUUGUGAAAAUUCGGUUUUCCAACCUCAAAAUGGAAGACCGGCCUUUAUCACCUAUUCUAAGCACUCAAAUAUCACGCAAAUGGAUUAGAAGCAAGAGAUCACAGAAAAAAAGUCGGGUUAAUUUGACGAACCGGUUUCUGGACGCGUCUUCCAGCAAUGUUUUAACCCCAAGCCAAACCGAAAACUUUUUGGAAAGUAUAGAAAAAGACUGGAGUUUGGAUAAAAAUUCUGAUGAUGUGUUGAAAAGAGCCGAAAUUUUGACUCCUCCCCAAGGUUUUAAUUGUAAAAAUGAACCCAACAAAGUUGAUAAUCAAGGUUUCAAAGCGUCUGAUGAAGCCUUGAAAAAGGCCAGAACGUUGUUUGACGACAUGCUAAAUCCUGAAGGUUGUAACAAGGAAUUAAGUACUGGUUUUGCAGGUUUUAAAACAGCUUCAGGAAAAAAUUCCUUAAGAUCCGAAAAUGCAGUCAAAGAAGCUAGGAAUAGGAACAGUAAUGAGGGAACUACCACAAGUUUUGUCGGUUUUAAAACAGCUUCAGGGAAAAGUUCCCUAAUGUCUAAGAGUGCAAUCAAACAAGCUAGGAAUAAAUUAAGCGAAGAUUUUAAUACGAAAAUUUCGGAAUAUAACGCAAGUUUUUCGGGUUUUAAGACAGCUUCAGGGAAAUGUACAGUAAUGUCCGAAAGAGCAAUCAACCAGGCCAGGAAUAAAUUAAACGAGAAUUUUAAUUUUGAAGACGUUAAAAAUGCGAAAAAAUCAGAUUUGAGUGACGAGUUCAGAGGUUUUAGUCAAGAUAUGAUUGAGAAAAAUCGGAAAAAACUUGACGAAUUUCGCUCGAUUGUAACACAAUUUAACAAAGGUGUAAAAAAAGAAAAAAACUUAGAAACCGUUCGGGAAUUUCCUAAAAAUAGGGGCUUCCAAUCAGUGAAUUUAUCAAAAGACAGGCUGGAAAAAGCGCGUCAAUUGUUCCAAGGUCUGGACGAUUCGUUUGGUCGCAAAAGGCGUUUUUUUGAGCAAGAAAAAUUUGGUUUCUCUCCUGUUAGAAAAAAUCCGAGUGUUUACAACUCAACGCCUUUGAAAAACACCUCUUUUACGUGUCUAGAAUCGGACGUAACACCGAUCAAAAAAAUCAAAAACGAGACAAUUAUUACACAAAAUGAUAGAUUUGUAAUUCAGAGCUGCACUAAAGGAAAUCUCGAUACGUGGCUUCAAAAUUUGCAAAACGAACGAAAAAUUCUUGAAGUAAAACUUAAAGUUAUCAUCGAGAAGGAGAAAGUUUUAAAUUUGCAAAAAGAAAUUCUGGAAAAUAGGGUUCAGAGACAGUCUGGAAUUUUAUUUACUAGAAAAGAAAAUAGCGAACGUGUUUUGUUAAAACAUGGCAUAAACAUCGAUUCGUGUCGUGUUUCAAGUGAAAUUAAUUCGGAAAAUUCGCCCAAUGUUCAUUUGAAGGAAAAACUGCCAAUGAUUAAAACGUUAGAUGGUGCUUGUGUUGUUCCAAAUGUCGAUAAUUUCGUUGGUUUAAGUGAGAUUGAAGUAGCGUUUAAUACAAUACCAGGAGUCGAAACCAAAUUAAUACCAAAUGGUUGGGUGCAAAAUCAUUUCAGAUGGAUUGUUUGGAAGUUGGCGUGUUACGAAAAUUUUAAUUUCGAUUGUUUAACAGUCGAAAAUAUUAUGCAACAAUUGAAAUAUCGAUAUGAUCGUGAAAUUGAUCGGGCGCAACGUCCAGCACUUCGAAAAAUUUAUGAAACGGACGAUACGCCCCAAAAACGAAUGGUUUUAUGUGUGGCUAAUAUUUUUAACUUGGGUUUAAAUAAAUUCGAACUGGAAUUGACUGACGGUUGGUAUAGCAUUCGAACGUUAAUUGAUACACCUUUAUGCCAGCAAAUUGCUAAUGGGAAAAUUCAAAUUGGUACCAAAUUGGUGAUUUUUGGUGCGGAAUUGUUGAACUGUGAUGGAUGCCAUCCAUUAGAGGCGCCUGAUUCAGUCCGUUUAAAAAUCCACUGCAAUUCAACGAGAAGAGCCCUCUGGCAUGCCAAACUCGGUUAUCAAAAGUGUCCAGAUCCGUGCUUGCUAAAAUUGGCCUCGUUUUAUCCAAAUGGGGGCCUCAUCGGUUGUAUCAAAGUGUACAUAGCUCGAGUAUAUCCUCUGAAAUAUCUCGAAAAACAAAAUACACAUUCUGUUUGGCGAAAUCAAGCAGCUGAAGAUUUACGUGUAAUAGAAUGGGAGAGUCACAUUCGAGAUAAUUUGCAAAAAAUGGAAGAAACAAUAAGGAAAGAUUACGAAAUGAACCGAACAAAAUCGAAAAAAUCAAAUGUCAGUGUGAAUUAUUCCGAAAUUAGAAAUAUCCAUUGUCCUGAAACGUUAUUCAAUAUUUGUAGUAAUUGUAAUGAUCCUGAGGGUCUACAGGAAUUGUUAUCAGAUUCGCAAAAAAAGUCAAUUGUGAGUUACCAGGAGCAAAUUUCAUUGACCGAACAAGUGGAAAUAUCCCGUAAAAUUGAAGACAGUAUAAAUAAACAUGAAACGACCAAAAGAGACGUAACUGCACUGUUAACACUUUUGGUAUUAGAUGCUCACGAUCCUUCACAAGACAAAAGUUACGUCUUAAAAAUUUGGAAACCAACAAGCGCUCAUUUACAAAUGUUUAAGGAAUCAACAACUUGUCACAUUUACAACGUUUCGUUGAAAAAAAUUGGUGUUUUGUCCGCAACGAAUUGGACCAAAUUCAAACCAACUGAUUAUUCGGAAGAACAUUUUACGAAAUACAACCGAUUCCUUUCUCCAAUCUCUACAAUCAAGCCACAAUUUAACGAAUUUGAUACAGUGGGUGUUGUUGUACAAAUAACUGUGAAUAGUUUUGAUCAAAACUUGUGGUUGGCAGAUAAUUGCACCAAUUUGUUGUUUGUUAAAACUUUCAAUGGUCCGAAAAGUUGUCUACUUUUUGAUAAACUCAAAGUUGGACAAGUUGUUGCAAUUACGAAUUUAAUUUUAUUCGAUAAGACAACAGAUUUUGCACAAGCUGAAGCUAAUCAUUUGACGGUCGUUUCAUCGGCACCCAGACACAAGUAUUUGCAAGAGGGGCUUGAUUUAUUGCGUCAACAAUUACCCAAAGAAUUGGACACUUUUUUGCAAGAGUGCAACCAGAAAGUGGCUUUUUGUACCGUUAAAAGUGAUAUAACGAAAAAUUACAAAAAUUCGUCAAAAUCUCUGCUACAGACGUCCGAUAUUUUUGAUGAUAAUUUGGAUAGUUUCUACUCCACGAUUGACUUCGAUAAAUUGAAGUGAAAGUUGUUAACUCGUCUUAGUCCAGUUUGUUCACGUCUUUGUCUACUUGUGUUAAGUUAAGAAUAAAGAAAUCCUUCGGUUUUUUUUGGGAA